AUGCGACUGAGCAGCAGACUGUGCUCAGCAUUCGUGCAUAUCCACAAUCCGAGUCUUUGGCCAGCAGAGUUGAAAGCAGGUGUGCUUGCUGGUUGCCGUGUCAUUCCAAAUUUUGUCACCGAAGCUGAAGAAGCCGAGAUGUUACGGGAAGUGGAGCCACACAUGAAGCGACUAAGAUAUGAGAAAUCUCAUUGGGACGAUGCAAUUCACCUAUUUCGUGAGCGGGAGCAGCGUAAAUGGUCUCCAGCGAAUGAAAAGAUUAUUCAACGUAUCCGGAUUGUACAUGAGCGAAAUGAAGAUCAACCGCAGAGUUUAACAGAGAAGUUGGUUAUCUUGAAUCGCACUGCAUUUCGUCUUUUGCAUUUAUUGAAGUUGAUUUUAGCAGCAAUCAUCCCUAAUCAGUCUUUCAGUUAG
Molecule: messenger RNA, 414 nt
Organism: Strongylus vulgaris
Lineage: Eukaryota; Metazoa; Nematoda; Chromadorea; Rhabditida; Strongylidae
Source: the annotation of a GenBank genome assembly